AUGUGUGUUAUAAUAACCUUUCCCAAUUGUAAAUUGUUCCAGGAUAGAGUUGGGAGAAAGACGUUAAGUUAUGAGAAACUAACAGAAGAUUAUCCCAGGUUCAAAGAUAUUUAUGAUAUUGAUACGACUCAAUUAGAUCUUGAUGCCUUAGUUGAUAUUGGUACCUACAUGAAUCCAUGUCCCUAUACAGUAUACCCAGAAACUACAGUAGGCCAGGUUUUUCACCUGUUUAGAGGAAUGGGGUUGCGUCAUCUGCCAGUUGUCAGCCAUCAAGGCGAGAGUUUUUAUAUCACCUCUUUUAGGUGUACUCACACAAACGCCAAUCCCUCAGCACCUAAAGUGGCCUUCACACCACAUCGAUCAACAAGAUUACGAAUAAGAAUAGCGGUCAACGCACUCUCAUGCAACUCUCUUAACUUAACAUAA
Lottia gigantea (owl limpet) is the source of this 426-nucleotide messenger RNA. RefSeq lists its product as hypothetical. The record is from RefSeq and is a predicted model, not a curated record. NCBI's taxonomy places the organism in Eukaryota, Metazoa, Mollusca, Gastropoda, Lottiidae. Gene Ontology annotation, molecular function: chloride transmembrane transporter activity. Gene Ontology annotation, cellular component: intracellular membrane-bounded organelle; lysosomal membrane. The coding region runs from base 1 to 426 and encodes 141 amino acids. The transcript is spliced from 3 exons.